AUGGACGUGAGAGUGCAGGUCAGUGUGGUCAAUAUAUCGUCAGACAAACCCAUUGCUGUUUUUGUCGGGAAGUAUCUGAAGAAAGGGGAUAAUGCAUCGCGCAACUGCUUCUACUAUAUGGCGACGCCCAUGUAUGCAGGGAGCGCCGAGUACGCCCUUUUUCCAUCCCUGUCCAACAUGACCACCAUCUGUAACGGACUAUAUUACUUCGCUGAAAAGGAGCAUACAUACUUGAAGAUUUUAGGGAGUAACAGUUACAUCUGGAGCUGGGUUCCACAAGCCUCAACUUCCAUCAUCUUGCCAGGCAAUGCGUUUUACCGUUUGCAAGGGGAGUUAGACAACCCUCUACACUUUAGGAAAUACUGCAGCAACUUGUAUCAAUCUUGCGCCACUCCCCUUGUUGGAAAAGAACUCUGGAGAAGUCAAUACGAUUUUGAAGUUACUAAUCAUGCUGAGAUCAUUUACAUUCUGUCGUCUGAUGUUAGCCUCAUCGAUUUGGAAAUGGUUCGGAAUACCAACAUAGUUUACAAUGGUCAGUGCUCUGGUCCAAUAGCCGAGUCACUUAUAGGGUGUGGCAUAUUUAUAGAAACGCCGAAGAGUCUUAGAAAGGAUCAUUACACCACUGCCUCGUCGUGUCAAUUUUUUGGCAGCUAUCUGCAUGGGCCUGUUUUAAUUAACACGAAGGUGAUCUCCAGUAAGCUGGCAUACGUUUGCGAGGACAUUGAAGAUAUUUACGAGGAAAUUGAAGAUAUUUGCGAGGACAUUGAAGAUAUUUGCGAGGACAUUGAAGAUAUUUGCGAGGACAUUGAAGAUAUUUACGAGGACAUUGAAGAUAUUUACUAG
Biomphalaria glabrata is the source of this 843-nucleotide messenger RNA. RefSeq lists its product as uncharacterized. Lineage: Eukaryota; Metazoa; Mollusca; Gastropoda; Planorbidae. The record is from RefSeq and is a predicted model, not a curated record. The coding region runs from base 1 to 843 and encodes 280 amino acids. The transcript is spliced from 4 exons.